AUGGCUAUAGGACAAUUUUUUUGGAACGAGCACAUACCAUUUGUGAAAGCUCAUUUUCACCAUUUCAAGGAGAUGGUGCAGCAGAUUGCAAGGCAUGGAAUUCCCUACGAUCUUCCAACAGAGACAGCAUUGCGAGAGCAAUUGUUGCAAGUGGAGAAAGCCAAUCUUAAAGUUCAACUUGCCAAGGUGAAGGCAUGUUGGAAGAAUUGUGGGGUUACUCUUGUUGCUGAUGCAUGGAAUGACACAAGAAAUCGACAUAUCAUGGGGCUUGUUGCAUACAGCAGAGGACAGUCGACUUUUCUCGAGGCCAUUGAUAUAUCUUCUAGUGGGAAGACGGCUGAUAACGUUUUUGCGACAUGGGAGCGAGGUAUCGAGAUUGUUGGAGAGGAGAAUGUUGUUCUUAUUUUCACGGAUGGUGAGGCUUCAAACAAGGCUGCUGCUAGGCUUCUAGAGGCGAGGAAGCCAAGGAUUAUGUGGGCUCCAUGCUUAGCUCAUUGUUUGAACAACAUUCUCAAGGAUUUCACAAAACUACCAUGGAUGGUUGGGCUGCUAAACAAGGGAAAGACUCUGGUUGGCUUCCUCCGGAACCAUUUGCAUCUAGUAGCGAUUUUGGCAUCCUUCUCUUCACGACGAGUGUUGAAGUUCAGCGAAACACGAUUCGCCUUCAACUUUCUUAUGAUGGAGAGAUUGGUGGAGCUGAGGCCAAAGCUACAACAAAUGUUUGUGAGUGACACUUACAAUGCAAGGCUAGAGUCAAGGACAGAUUCUGGGAUAGCAUACUGA
Molecule: messenger RNA, 783 nt
Organism: Selaginella moellendorffii
Lineage: Eukaryota; Viridiplantae; Streptophyta; Lycopodiopsida; Selaginellales; Selaginellaceae
Exons: 1
Coding region: 1-783 (260 amino acids)
Source: RefSeq, a predicted model, not a curated record